AUGCUUACACGCUGUCUCUCUCGCUCAGUCUUUCUCACUUUCUCUCGCUUAAUAACGGUUAUGCACUCUCUCCCUUCGCAACUUGAAAUCGUUCACUUAAACGCAUCAGGUCGCUCUUUGACGAGCGAUGCGUUCAGUAACCACACACACAUUCUGUUUAACUUACUACAAUCUGAAAAACAUACGCCAGAUUUCUUCUUCUUCUUCUUCUUCUUCUUCUUCUUCUUCUUCUUUCUGCCGUGUCUCUUUCAUGACCUAUGUCUUGUACUCUGCAUGGUCUGGAAAUCACAUAACAACCCAGACAUCUUCUUCUUCUUCUCCUUUCUCCUCCCCCUCCUCCUACUUCUUCUUCUUCUUCUUCUUCUUCUUAUUAUUAUUAUUAUUAUUAUUUCUCCUCCUCCUCCUUCUUCUUCUUCUUACCCAACUCAUCCCCUCCUCCUCCCUAUUUUUCUUUCUCCUCCUCCUCUUUCUUCUUCUUCUCAUCCCCCUCCUCCUUUCUCUUCUUCUUUCUCCUCCUCCUCCUUCUUCUCUUUCUUCUUCUUCCUCUCCUCAUCCCCAUCCCCCUCCUCCUCCUCCUCCUUCUUCUUCUUCUUCUUCUUCUCUUUUCUCCCCCUCCUCCUUUUCCUUCUCCUUCUUCUUCUUCUUCUUCUUAUCCCCUCCUCCUCCUCCUUCUUUUUUCCCUCCUCAUCCCUCCUCCUUUUUCUUUCUCCCCUCCUCCUCCCCAUCCCCUUCUUCUUCUUCUUUUUCUUCUUCUUCUUCUUCUUCUUCUUCUUCUUUGUGCUUUAUCUUUCCAGGACUAUCUUUUCUCCCGGUAGUGACCUGCCCCUCUUUGAUGAACGACUGGUCUUUCUCAAAUGUUUGCCUCUCCUUGGAAGUGCAAGUGAGUACGAAAGCAUGAAGACCUCCCCAGGAUGGCCCCGCCUUACGCUCCUCUCUAGCUGCUUUCCAACAGAAAUCGUUCUGUUUUCUUUUUUACUCGAUUUUUUAUUUUCUUUCCGUUUUUCUUUCUUUCUUUCUUUCUCUUUCUUUCUUUCUUUCUUUCUUUCUUUAUUUUCUUUCUUUCUUUCUUUCUUUCUUUCUUUCUUUCUUUCUUUCUUUCUUUCCAGCCUUUAUUUCUUUCUUUCUUUCCAGCCUUAUACUUUCUUUCUUUCUUUCUUUAUUUUCUUUCUUUUCUUUCUUUCUUUCUUUCUUUCUUUCCAGCCUUAUACUUUCUUUCUUUCUUUCUUUCUUUCUUUCUUUCUUUCUUUCUCCGUCAUUUUAAUUUCUUUCUUUUUUAUUCGACGUUUUAUUUUCUUUCUAAUUUUCCUUUCGUUUUUCUUUCUUUCUUUCUUUCUUUCUUUCUUUCUUUCUUUCUUUUUUUUUUCUUUCUUUCUUUCUUUCAAGCCUUAUUCUUUCUUUCUUUCAUCCUUUCGCUCAUUCCGGUUUAUUCUUUCUUUCUUUCUUUCUUUCUUUCUUUCUUUCUUUCUUUCUUUCUUUCCUGUCGUUUUGUUGUUUUUCUUUAUUUAUUUAUUUCUUUAUUUAUUACUCCGUCAUUUUAAUUUCUUUCUUUCUUUCUUUCUUUCUUUCUUUCUUUCUUUCUUUCUUUCUUUCUUUCUUUCUCACCGUUUUGCUAUCUUCUUUUCUUUCUUUCUUUCUUUAUUACUCUGUCAUUUGAAUUUCUUUCUUCUUAUUCUUUCUUUGUCUCUUUCUUUUUUUUUAUUCUUUCUUUCUAUGCUUUGA
This is a messenger RNA of Acanthosepion pharaonis, 1719 nucleotides long. Lineage: Eukaryota; Metazoa; Mollusca; Cephalopoda; Sepiida; Sepiidae. The record is from the annotation of a GenBank genome assembly.